GCUUUUUUUUUUGUUUUGUACACAUGCUUUUUGUUUUGUUUUAUUGAGUGAAACAAGUGAACCAUACGACAGACACUGGUCAGCCAGUCAGUGAGUCAAUCAAUCAGUGAAUGCAUAAGCCAGUGUAAGAGCAAUACAGAGAAAGCCAGAGAGAAGAGGAUAGAAUGCUUUGUGUAACGUGAAAUGAAGCCACACAGCAAGUUUAACCUUUCCGCCUACAGCAGUCUCGUCUCACUGGUCAGCCACGUCCGCCUGCCACUGCCAUCCAACAUUGCCUGAGGACAGAGAAGUAAAGAAGAGUUAAGGACACGGGGGCAUCACAACACAAAUGGCCGAGAAGCAGACACAAUUACAGAAACAAACACAACAAACAAAACUUCACAAUAAAAACAGAAAGAGCAUAUGGUAAUCUGAGAGAAUAUUCAGCUUCGACUGCAUGAGUGGACAACCGGCGAGUGUAAGAUAAAGAUUCACCCGACUGGACUGGACUGGAUUCAACUGGGCUGGCUAGGAGAGAAAAAGACAAAUCGUCAUCGUACUAAAAGCCCACAUCAUUUCAACCGCCGUCAUGUGCAUAACAAUCGCCUAUUUCAUCCUGAUGGUAGCCCAGCUGAGCACCUUGGUCCACUCCGCUGGCGAAGCUGAUUACACACUUGAUGAUUCAUUUUGGAAUGAAGAGAGUCCCGUCGGUGAAGUGGAACGGUUACUCAAAGAGUACAGACAAAAUCAAGAGCUGGUGCGUCGAAUCGGUGGUCAUUACUAUCAGAUCAUAUACCCAGUACAGCUGCGUCAUCACGAAAAGAUGGGCAUCUCGACGCGCGAAGUCAGUCCUCCAAAGCCUGGACAACGUCCUCGUCCACAUGAUGAUAGCGGCUUUAGCAGGGGCAGGACAAAGAAGCACUUUCAUCGCACGUCGCUGCUGAUUAAAGCUUUCAAUCACAAAUUUCGUUUGGAUCUAGAGUUAAACUCCCAACUUCUUUCACCCAAUAUUCAACAGAAACAUUAUCAUGUUGGAGGAUAUCUGGUGGAUGGCAACAGACAUGAUAUUGAGCACUGUUACUAUCAUGGAACCGUAAAGGAUUAUCCAGGAGCUAGUGCAGCUUUUCAUACCUGCAACGGCGUCAGCGGAGUCAUACACAUUGGCAACGAAACAUUUGUCAUUCAUCCGUUUUACGGUGGUGAUCUAUCGAAACAUCCGCAUGUUAUUUUCGAGGCACGCACCAAAGCGAACAAAGGAUGUGCCAACUCGGGCAACCUGGACUCGUGGCGUUUGUCCCGUCGCACUAAGCAUCUGAUGCCAUCGGUGGGCGUGCCUGCUGGUGUCGUUGAUGAGAUUCAUCAAAACGGCGCUGGCCGCUAUAAGCGAGAUGUUCGCGAGGCCACAAAAUACAUUGAAACGGCCAUUAUAGUGGACAAGGCCAUGUUUGAUAAGCGCAAUGGUAGUACGCGAGCGGAGGUAAUCCAUGAUGCCAUACAAGUGGCCAAUAUUGCAGAUCUGUACUUUCGCACAUUAAACACACGCGUCUCUGUUGUGUACAUUGAGACAUGGGGCAAAAAUCAGGCCGUUAUCGAUGGCAGCAAGGACAUAGGCAAGGCUAUAUCUAACUUCAAUGACUACACCUCAAGGAAUCUAUUUCAAAUUGAACGUGAUACCACACAACUACUAACGGGCGAAACGUUCGCUGGCGGUGAAGCCGGCAUGGCUGUGCCUGAGACUGUCUGUACUCCGCGUGCUGUUGGCAUCAGUGUGGAUGUUAAUGUCUAUGAGCCGCAUCUUUUGGCGGGCACCAUGGCCCAUAUGAUUGGUCACAAUAUCGGCAUGGGCCACGAUGAUGGACGCGAGGAAUGCUUUUGCCGAGACUGGCAUGGUUGCAUUAUGGCACAGUCAAUUGUUGGCCAAGAGAAUGUGCAGCCAUACAAGUUUUCAGAAUGCAGUAAAAAGGAUUACAUUGACGCCCUUCGCACAGGUCAUGGCCUGUGUUUGCUCAACAAACCGAAUGAAAUUGAGCUACGUAGAAAUUGUGGCAACAAGGUAAUCGAAGAGGAUGAGGAAUGCGAUUGCGGCACUUUUGAGGAAUGCGCAUUGGAUCCUUGCUGCGAUGGCAUCACUUGCAAACUGAAAUCGGAAGCCCAAUGCGCCAGCGGUGCAUGUUGUGACCAAUGCCGACUUCGUCCCAAGGAUUAUAUAUGCCGAGACUCACACAACGAAUGCGACCUGCCUGAGUAUUGUGAUGGUGAGAUUGGGCAAUGUCCCUCCGAUGUAUACAAAAAGAAUGGCUCGCCCUGUGGUCUCAGCAAGGCCGGAAUCUCUGGCUAUUGCUUCCAAGGUUAUUGUCCAACGCUAUCGCUGCAAUGUGAGGCUAUAUGGGGUUAUGGAGGAUCGGCGGCCGAUCGGCAGUGCUACGAGCAGUUCAAUUCAAAGGGAUCGAUCAAUGGUCAUUGUGGGCGAGAUGCCAAUGAGCAUUACAUCAAAUGCGAGCCAGAGAACGUCCAAUGUGGUACACUUCAAUGCAAAGAGGGGGAACGACAGCCAGUUAAUGAUGGUAUAGAUCAGCUUUAUUCACGCACCAUCAUAUCGAUUAAGGGCCAGGAAUACGAAUGCAAGGCAACCAGCGGCCAAGUGGGCUCAAAUAGCUAUCCAGAACAUGGCCUGGUUAAGGAUGGUACGCCAUGUGGUGAUAAUUUGAUUUGCCUCAACCAAACAUGCGUCAGUCUUUUCCCGCAUGUGGAUCAAACCAAGUGCCCAACAAACAAACAGGGUCAAGAGUGCUCAGAACGCGGCGUCUGCACGAAUACGAAUCGUUGUUUCUGCGACAUGGGCUGGGGCGGUGCCGAUUGCAGUUCUGUCGUACUGCUUACAACACCAAUACCAACAGAGGCACUGCCAACUCCGGAGAAUACAAUCAAAAUGGAAAAGAAGGAGACCCCAUAUGGCACCUCUGACAAAAAUAGGAUCAGCACAUUAACCAUGGUCAUCAUUUUAACAGUUAUCGUCAAAUGUGUCUUCAUUAGUUUUGCAACACUGGCCGUUUGCUACAGACGAAAGACUACUACACUUAAGUAUGAUCCGCCCUAUUCGAAGAAACCGAUAGCCAAAAGCUAUACGACACCAACCGCACCCAAUCAUCAUUCCGUUGAGGAAGUCUCACUGGAUGGCUCCAGUAAAUUGGUGUAUGCCAAUCAAGCAGGAUUUAGGGACAAGGGCAUUCAUGGACGUCGCUAUACGACAGGUGGUGAGGAUGAUCAGUCGCAUGCAGAGAAGGGCAUACUGAAGAAGCAUGGCUAUGGCCUGGUGCAUGGAGAGCAACUGAAAGAUAAAUGGGGCGACGAUAGCCAGUCGGACAACCUGGAGCUAAUUACACAGGAUGGCACAUUGGCAUCGACCAGCGGUGGAGCGGCUGCCUCUGAGGUAGAACGAACAUUAAAAUCGUUGAAUGGCUAUCAUGAGGAUAUAUUGGAGGCAUUGCGAAAUGCGGCAACGCAUCGGGGCACGGGUACCGGCAACACGCCAGUGGGCAGUGGCAGCCUCAGCGAGGAAAUGCUACGGAAGACGCUGCAAGACUGCAACAAUGCCCAGAUGGGCUAUGCAGCCGAACCGUAUAAACGUUCCAGUGGGUCAAAGUCCAGUUCACGUGAGAAUAUCUGCGAUAGCGCUGCCGCCCAUGCCAUACUCCUUGAUGGCAGCGGCUCUGGCCUGGGCGCCUUGGGACUUGGAGCUGCUAUGGGGGCCGGCAGCGGUGGCGGCGGCGUAGGCGUCGGCAUUGCCGGCCAAGGCAUGGGCCAUGGUAGUGCGCUGUUACAUCAUCAUCGAUCACAGCAUCAGUUGCAUCAGCCGACCGCAAUGCAGCUUCAACAGCAGCCAGACGAGGAUGAUGCACCAUCAACUGGACCACUGCGUAUACGCAAUUUGGAGGAUCUGAUUCGUCAGCUGGAGCAUCAUUCAUCACGCCAUAUGAGUCCCAGUGGCUCGGAGGAUAUACGCAUGUCGGAAACAGAUGCCGAUCGUCACUAUAGAUUAGAUAGUUCCGCCGCUUGUAGUGAGUCCUCGCAAGGCUCCAAUCAGCAAUUAGCACAAUCUCAGAAAACAGCUACAAUUCAUCCGUCUUACAGCAGCCGCUGUCGUCCCCGCUCUGAUGAGGAGUCGCGCUUUGCCUAUGGCGGCGGUCGAUACCGCCAGCCGGCCACCGCUGGCCGUCACAACACGCAUCAGUCCCACUCACCGCAUGCAUUUGGACACCACACGCACCAUUCACAUGCCCAUGGACACGCCACGCAUGGCCCCCAUUCAUCGCACCACUCGUCGCACACCCAUUUGCAUCAGGAUGACGAGGGUAUCUACGAGAGUGCCGAUCAUCAUGACCGCAACGUAGUUGAUGUCCGGCUUGAUCCGCAAGAGACACCUGAUAGCGAGAGUGAUGACUUUAUUCAAGCUCAACAACAGUUAGCCCGGUGGGCGAGUGAGGAUGUGGUAUCCGUCGUGGUAUUGGAUCAGCCGCAAUCCGGCACAAUGUCGGAUUCCCAACCAUCCAGCGGCGUCGGACCCAUGUCGGGAGCUACAACGAGCAACGUUAUCCACCACCAGCAUCCGCACCAGCACCACGGCGAUCAUCAAUCCUCCGCAGCGGCAGCAGCGGCGGCGGCGGCGGCGGCAGCCAACAACAACUCUAUAAUGGGUUUGGCAGUCGUCCCAAAUGGUAUAAAUGUAAGUCAGAGGGACUUUUACCCCUCGCCACCCUCAACGGAGACGGAAAGCAGUGGAAGUGUUAUCCAGCCGCCUACACGUCGCACAUUACAGUCAGCCGAUACGGGAGCGGCCAUAAGCCAACAGCAAUUGCAGCUCCAUCAGCUACAGCUCCACCAGCACCAUCAUCAGCAGCAGCAGCUGCAGCAGCAAUCCGGCGAUACCAGCAGCAGCAACAACAGUCAAUCCGGACAAAUCAUCGAGAAUGGCUGUUACCCGGAAUAUAAGCAUUGAUAGUGCAACAUGCUGCAUAAUAUGCAACUGCACCAGCACUCGAAAUCGAUAUCGAAAUCGCAUUUGCACCCGCACUCAAAUCUAUAUUAAGUACAGUGAAAGCGAAUGGCGAAUAAUUGCGAGACACAAAUGCAAGAGAAGGGGCCUAGGAUAGUAUAGAAGAAUGGGGGAGAAUACUUUUUGCAUAUGCUUCGCUUGGAAUACUCAAGUACAUAAUCAUACCCAUACACACACAGACACACCACACACACACUACAAAGACACACAUAUGC
Drosophila willistoni is the source of this 5247-nucleotide messenger RNA. RefSeq names its product disintegrin and metalloproteinase domain-containing protein 12 (gene mmd). The transcript has 23 exons. Gene Ontology annotation, biological process: membrane protein ectodomain proteolysis. The record is from RefSeq and is a predicted model, not a curated record. Gene Ontology annotation, molecular function: metalloendopeptidase activity. NCBI's taxonomy places the organism in Eukaryota, Metazoa, Arthropoda, Insecta, Diptera, Drosophilidae. Bases 569 to 4975 code for a protein of 1468 amino acids.